AAGCCAAUCUUCAUCAGCUGCGGAAUUACCACUUCUGUUCACUGGUGUGCGCCUGCCAGUCACGUAGAAGGAUGAGCGCAUUUUUACCGACGUUGUACUUUAUUCAUCAUUUUUCAUGGCUUCUCUCUUGUGUCAAUUCACUGGACCCGACGCUUUUACCGAGGAUGACGUUCACACAGGACGAGAUCGCACUAAAAAGCGUGAUCUUACCCGGGGAAAUCCGCAAACUUCUUCAUCCAGAAAGAGAUCAUGGCAAGCUGAUGGCAGUCGGAAAAAAACAUUUGAUCUCUCUCAGCUUCCUGCAUCCUCCUAAGACUCCCGUUGAAAGAAAGUUGCUAUGGUCCGAGUGCCUCGACGCCGCAAAUGAAUGCAGCUAUGAUGUGGUCCUGGCCCACGAGAGGGAGGACACCAGCCGGGUGUUUGUGUGUGGGACGGACGGAGCAGAAACACUUUGCUGCGACAUAAUGCCAUCAGCGGAUCCUCCCGUCUGCAUACCAGCUGACGACCUGGAGAGCAUGCGAGGGAGUAUCAGGAAUUUUAUCUUGAAGGACGCUGAACAUUCUGCUCUCGUUGAAUCGGAAACAAGUUCUUCGCUGUAUGUAACGUACUCCGGCUCUCAGGAGUACGUGGGCGUCCACAAAUUUGGGAAGAACAGAGUGGGACCAGCAAACCACGAUAAAGAGCAGCAUUACUUGGGUUUGGUGACGAGCAGACGGAGGAAUGAACCUUUGCAGGACAAAGUUUACGCCUUCUACAAGGAGAAAAAUAAAGAUUUGAACGGGUGGAGCAGCACGUGGCUUCCGUACGUCUCCCAGUAUUGCAUGGCGGACGUGGGUGGACCCAAGAACAACCUGCAGUUCACCUGGACUUCCCAGAUGAGUGCCAGGCUCUUGUGUGGUGACCCAAAGAGCAAACAAAUCUUCUUCGAGAUGGUGGACAUUGCCACCGUGCACGCAGAGCAAUGGCAGGACACCCGUGUUUAUGCGCUCUUCAGGAAUGAAUGGAACAUGAGCGCCGUAUGCGUUUAUUCCUCGCAGGACAUCCAGGACGUCUUCACCAACUCGCCGUUUAAAGGCGCAGACAAUCAGAGGGGCCGGUCCAGGGAGUGCGUUUCAGACAGCACACAUCUCUCUAUGGACGUCCUGAGAAUGACCCAGAUCAACUCUGAGAUGGAAGAGUGGGUGAGGCCUAUGAAGAAAUCAGGCCCACUUCUCAUCAGCCAUCACAUGUAUACUCACAUCCGCGCCGACGCUGCUUUCAAAAAGGAAAACACGCUUCUCUUUUUGACUCGAAAUUGCGGAGGAGUGGACAAGGUAUUGGAGAGCAAGAGCGCAGCCUUCAUCAUCGCAGAAUAUAGACCUUUUGCGCACAGAGCUCAUAUCGACAGCAUCAUCCACCAUCCUUCCUCUAAAAAACUCUACAUCAGCUCUCGCGCUCAGCUCGUCCAGAUGGACGUGGCCGACUGUGACCACUACGGAGACACCUGCGAGGAGUGCGUGUUGGCGCGAGACCCAUACUGCGCCUGGGACGGCACCGGCUGCGCUGUCGCCACCCCUACCAGUGGUAGCGUGGUUCAGGAUGUGAAUUCAGGAAAUUACCACUUGUGCUCAUCACUACCUUCUCAUCACACCAAAAAAGUGGUCAAUCGCUCAACCAUGCCCGAAGUGGCUGUGGCACUUCCUCACGGACAUCAGUACUUCCUGCCUUGCCCCGCGGGGUCCCGCCAUGCCCAUUACAGCUGGCAUCACAAUGACGGGGGCGCCACACCCUGCGCCUGGAGCCCUUACGGUUGCCUGCUCCUGAUUAACGACAAGCGGGAGGGGGCGUACACGUGCGUGUCAGAAGAGAGGGGCUUCAGCCGCGUGCUCGCCCGCUACGCCGUACACGUCACGGGCAGCGCCGCAUCAACUCGACCCACGUUUUGGAUUUGUGCGCUGGCUGCUCUCAUCCGCACAAUAACGUAAAGCCUUGGAUGACACCUGCAUAUUUUUUUUUUGUCUUUGUGCUAUUUAUUCAUUCGUCAACGUACAACAAAGAGCAUGUACAGUGCUGCUCCCUUGACAAUGUUAACUGUCCUACUUAUGACUAUUUUGACAAGGCAGGAUCUUGUGGCACCUUCGGGUGUUUCAGAAAGUGGACAAAACAAGCAACAAAGGUGAGUUUUUCACCAACUUACAAGGACCAGGUUCCACAGAAAAAAGUAUAAAUAAUUAAUUAAUGACACACGAAUGUGCAGAGAUUACUGUAAAUUACCCCCCGACCCCUCCUCCCAAAUAUAUAUUUUUAUAUCUAUAAAAUGCAAUAAUAUUAAAACCUUUUUUUUCUUUUUGAUUUAGAAUUUUAAGAAGUUGAUUCAUUUCAUCUAUUUUGGAAGUGAACCGCUCUCCAAUGUGUUGCGCAUGUAUCUCCAAAGUUUGUCCUGUCAACAUUUUGUUGAUUUUUUUUUUUUUAGGAGGGGUGGGGGGGUAGGACAAUGCUUUAUGUGGUGUGUUUGUCAUUGCCAUAGUUGUAAUUUAUUAAAUCAUCUCUUGAAUUAUUUUUCAACAUGGCUUUUUAAUAUUUCAAAAAAUCAUUUCCGAUGGAUGUGAGAGAUAAAGAGAAUUUGGAUUGACUAAAAUGAGUGUCCCUGGGUUCCAAAAUUACACCACGCUUGUUGCAAAAGACUUCUUGCACAUGAUGCUGUCUCAAGAUGUUCUCGUGCAUAAGGUUGCGCAACAGUCAAGACGUUGUGUUGCAACUCUUUUUAUUUUUUUAUUAUUAUUAUUUUUUUUUUUACCAGCUCACGUUCAAUGUAUGACAAUGACUGUGGCCCUUGGCCGAUUUCUUGACGUCUCUUGUCUCGAUACCUCAGAUGUGUCAACUGUUUAUUUUUAGAAGGAACACAACAUGCAGGUACUGUGUACUUUACAAAUAUGAAUACAGUGUAUAUAUUCACCAGA
Messenger RNA from Hippocampus zosterae (dwarf seahorse), 2939 nucleotides. RefSeq names its product semaphorin-7A. Lineage: Eukaryota; Metazoa; Chordata; Actinopteri; Syngnathiformes; Syngnathidae. The record is from RefSeq and is a predicted model, not a curated record. The transcript has 14 exons. Gene Ontology annotation, molecular function: chemorepellent activity; semaphorin receptor binding; integrin binding. Bases 72 to 1964 code for a protein of 630 amino acids. Gene Ontology annotation, biological process: semaphorin-plexin signaling pathway; positive regulation of cell migration; positive regulation of macrophage cytokine production.